This is a messenger RNA of Equus caballus (horse), 590 nucleotides long. Its product is annotated as olfactory receptor 6P1. NCBI's taxonomy places the organism in Eukaryota, Metazoa, Chordata, Mammalia, Perissodactyla, Equidae. Gene Ontology annotation, molecular function: olfactory receptor activity; G protein-coupled receptor activity; odorant binding. The record is from RefSeq and is a predicted model, not a curated record. Gene Ontology annotation, biological process: G protein-coupled receptor signaling pathway. Gene Ontology annotation, cellular component: membrane.
AGGCAGUCAAGCAGACAGAGAUCAUGAGAAAUUUGAGUGGAGGCCAUGUAGCAGAGUUUGUUUUGGUGGGCUUCCCUGCCUCUCCACCAUUCCAGCUACUCCUCUUUGCCCUCUCCCUUGCAAUCUACCUGUUGAUAUUGUUGGAGAAUGCACUCAUCAUUUCCACAAUCUGGCUCAUUCCAAGCCUUCAUCACCUAAUGGACUUUUUCCUUGGCCAUCUCUCCUUCCUGGAGCUGUGGUACAUCAAUAUCAUGAUUCCCUUCCUCUUGGGAGCAUUUUUUACCCAGGAAUAGAGUAGAGUAUCCCAUGUAGGUUUCAUGAACAAAAUCUACUUCAUUGUCUUAGCUUGUGCUGAAUAUAUCCUGUUGGCAGUCAUGGCCUAUGACCGCUACCUGACCAUCUGUGAAACCCUCUGUUAUCCUAGCCUCAUGUCUUCGUGCUUGGCCACUUGGCUUGCUGCUUUCUCUUGGGGCAGUGGCUUCUUCAGUUCCAUGUUGAAGAUUCUUUUCAUUUCCUGACUGUCCUACUGUGGACUCAAUAACAUCAACCACUUUUUCUGUGCUGUCAGCAAGUAUUUGUGCAGACUAUAG